AUGUGGAAAAUAGCAAUGUCGGAUGAGGUAGGCAAGGCGCUACAGUCGGUGGUGCAGCGGGUGAACCAGGCGGCCUCCCGACGACCCAAGACGUUACCUGCUGUGCCACCCCGACUCGUUGCAGUCAGCAAAACCAAACCGCCGGAGAUGGUCGUGGAGGCCUACAACCAAGGCCAGCGUAACUUUGGAGAAAAUUACGUUAAUGAACUUGUAGACAAAGCUUCAGAUCCGAUGAUUUUAGAAUCAUGCCCAGAAAUCAAGUGGCAUUUCAUUGGCCAUCUACAGAAGAAUAAUGUCAACAAACUCUUGGGUGUGCCAAAUUUGUUCUUGGUUGAGACCGUUGACUCGGCGAAAUUGGCCGACAAGGUCAACAGUUCAUGGCAGCGAAUUAGAGGAGUUAGCACGCAGCGGUUAAAGGUCAUGGUGCAAAUCAACACCAGUGGCGAACAGAGUAAAUACGGCCUCCCACCGGAGGAAACAGUCAAUACUGUGAAGCACAUUGUGCUAGAAUGCACCGCGCUGCAGUUCUCAGGACUCAUGACCAUUGGGCGCUACGGCUACAACCUCUCACUGGGCCCAAAUCCAGACUUUCAGAUGCUUCUGAGUCAGAGACAGAAGGUUUGCGACACUCUAAAGCUGCCUCUGGAGGAGGUGGAGCUAAGCAUGGGUAUGUCCACAGAUUUUGAACAUGCGAUUGAGGUGGGCUCAACUAACGUGCGGGUGGGAAGCAUCAUCUUCGGCAACAGGGAGUAUCCCAACAGCGCAGCCAACACGCCGAUUCCCAGUCCUGCCCCCAGUCCGGCUCCCAGCCCGGAGAAAACAUCCAAGCAGGUAUCAGAAGAGGCUGCCAAGAAAAUGCAGCACCUGACAGUCUGA
Messenger RNA from Nerophis lumbriciformis (worm pipefish), 876 nucleotides. NCBI's taxonomy places the organism in Eukaryota, Metazoa, Chordata, Actinopteri, Syngnathiformes, Syngnathidae. The record is from RefSeq and is a predicted model, not a curated record.